AGGAGCAGUCCCAGCCCGACCCGCAGGCACGGGGACCGCGCGCGCCCGGCCGGGGACCCGCCGAACCGAGCCCGCGCCCCCGCCUCCGCCUUGGUCUUCAGAACCGUUUUCUGGCGGCACCAGAACUCGGGCUCCUCCCGCGCGGCGGGCGCUGCUCGGCAGUAACUCCGUCUCCCGGAGCCGCGAGCUUCCCUCCGACCCGCCCGCCGCUGCCGCCCGCGUUGGUUUGUUUUGCGCGCAGCAGCGGGAGCCGCCGGGUUUGGGCUCUUUCUGGUUUUUUCCUUCUUCCCUCUCUGUUUCUUUCCCUCUCAUUGCUUUUUCUCCCCAAGCAGAUCGCUUUCCCCUCUUCCUGCCUCUUUCCUCCGCGCUCUCUCCCUCCCGCCCUGGGUCCCUCCCCGGGCGGCUCUGCGCUCCCUGCGCCGCCGCCGCCUCCUCCGCGGUCCCCGCCGCGCGCGCCCGCCCUCGGAUGCGCUGAGAGCCCCCGGCGCGAGUUUAUGGAAAUAGUGGGGUGCCGAGCCGGAGACGACGCGUGUCCCUUCCGCCCCCCAGCCAUGCUCUUCCACGGCAUCUCCGGAGGCCACAUCCAGGGCAUCAUGGAGGAGAUGGAGCGCAGAUCCAAGGGCGAGGCCCGCUUGGCCAAGGGCGCGCAGCUCAACGGCCGCGACGCGGGCCUGCCCCCGCUGAGCCCGGAGAAGCCCGCGCUGUGCGCCGGCUGCGGGGGCAAGAUCGCCGACAGGUACUACCUGCUGGCGGUGGACAAGCAGUGGCACCUGCGCUGCCUCAAGUGCUGCGAGUGCAAGCUGGCCCUGGAGUCGGAGCUCACCUGCUUCGCCAAGGACGGCAGCAUUUACUGCAAGGAGGACUACUACCGGAGGUUCUCCGUGCAGCGAUGUGCCCGCUGCCACCUGGGCAUCUCCGCCUCCGAGAUGGUCAUGCGCGCGCGCGACGCCGUCUACCACCUGAGCUGUUUCACCUGCUCCACCUGCAGCAAGACGCUGGCCACGGGCGACCACUUCGGCAUGAAGGACGGCCUGGUCUACUGCCGCGCGCACUUCGAGAGCCUCCUGCACGGGGAGUUCCCCGCGCCGCUGAGCUACACGGAGCUGGCGGCCAAGGGCGGCGGCCUGGCGCUGCCUUACUUCAAUGGCACGGGCACCGUGCAGAAGGGGCGGCCCCGCAAGCGGAAGAGCCCGGCCUUGGGAGUGGACAUCGUCAAUUACAGCUCAGGUUGCAACGAGAACGAGGCCGACCCCCUGGACCGCGACCAGCAGCCCUACCCGCCCUCGCAGAAGACCAAGCGCAUGCGCACCUCUUUCAAGCACCACCAGCUGCGGACCAUGAAGUCCUACUUCGCCAUCAACCACAACCCGGACGCCAAGGACCUCAAACAGCUCGCCCAGAAGACGGGCCUCACCAAGCGAGUGCUGCAGGUUUGGUUCCAAAACGCACGAGCCAAAUUCCGAAGGAACCUCUUGCGGCAGGAGAACGGGGGUGUGGAUAAAGCCGAGGGCCCGCCGCUCCCAGCGCCGCCCCCCGACAGCGGCCCGCUCACCCCGCCAGGCCCGGCCGCCCUCCCAGACCUGGCCGACGCCCCCCUCACUGUAGUGACAGCCGUGCCCUCGAGCAUGGACAGCCGCGAGCCCUCCAGCCCCUCCCAGACCACCUUAACGAGCCUUUUCUAA
Molecule: messenger RNA, 1682 nt
Organism: Myotis myotis
Lineage: Eukaryota; Metazoa; Chordata; Mammalia; Chiroptera; Vespertilionidae
Gene: LHX9
Product: LIM homeobox 9
Exons: 5
Coding region: 495-1682 (395 amino acids)
Biological process (GO): regulation of transcription by RNA polymerase II; neuron differentiation
Cellular component (GO): nucleus
Molecular function (GO): DNA-binding transcription factor activity, RNA polymerase II-specific; RNA polymerase II transcription regulatory region sequence-specific DNA binding
Source: RefSeq, a predicted model, not a curated record